AUGGCAGGGAAAGCCAUGCUUAUUAAGCAGCUGGUGGAGCUGGAACACCAGCCGCGAUCACACGCGAGGGUCGGUAUUAGAGGUGACCCGGGGCCGGAACAGGCCGGCGAGCCCGGAGGUGGAGUGGGAGCAAAGAGGAAAGCAAAGAGGAAAGCAAAGAGGAAAGCAAAGAGGAAAGCAAAGAGGAAAGCAAAGAGGAAAGCAAAGAGGAAAGCAAAGAGGAAAGCAAAGAGGAAAGCAAAGAGGAAAGCAAAGAGGAAAGCAAAGAGGAAAGCAAAGAGGAAAGCAAAGAGGAAAGCAAAGAGGAAAGCAAAGAGGAAAGCAAAGAGGAAAGCAAAGAGGAAAGCAAAGAGGAAAGCAAAGAGGAAAGCAAAGAGGAAAGCAAAGAGGAAAGCAAAGAGGAAAGCAAAGAGGAAAGCAAAGAGGAAAGCAAAGAGGAAAGCAAAGAGGAAAUUUAACUCCAAGGGCUGGCUGGAGAUAGCAGAAGCCAACGCCAGCUUCCGCCGUUCUGGCGGAACUGCGUGGUCAGCUGCUGUGACUGCAUCCAGCGAAGCGCUGUCACCGGGCCCUGCAGGCACGGGAGGACGGCUGGCAGCGUUCAGCUUGUUGACACACGGCCGCCAGUUGACAAGAGUUUUCCACACGGCCAACACUCUUAAUUUUUUACUGUCAGGACAGACAAAUGCACGAUUUGAACAGCAAGCACAAAUAGGUCGUCUGUAG
This is a messenger RNA of Schistocerca americana (American grasshopper), 723 nucleotides long. RefSeq names its product eukaryotic translation initiation factor 4 gamma-like. The transcript has 4 exons. The coding region runs from base 1 to 723 and encodes 240 amino acids. Lineage: Eukaryota; Metazoa; Arthropoda; Insecta; Orthoptera; Acrididae. The record is from RefSeq and is a predicted model, not a curated record.